GAUGGAAGGAUGGAUGGAAUACCCCUUUCAGUAAUUGCAAAUAAAAUGAUUUUACAGAGUAUCAACUCUGUAGUUUUCAAUUUACAGUGGCAAAUUUUAGGCAGACUUUAGUCCUCAAGUUGAACACAUAUAUAAAUAAACUUGUAUUUUAGGGCAUGUUUUAAAAGAAUACUUCAUUAAAUAAGCACUUGUUUCUCAGAUAACUGACUGUAAAUGUAAACCGUCAGUGACCUAUGGCUUUUAGCAAAAACAUUACAUUAUUUCCUUUGGUAAUAUGUAAUUAUUUAAAUUGAAAAUAAAUUCUUACAAAUCUUUUAUGAUUUGAAGGGCCUUGGCAAUGCUGUAGAGGCAAACAGAAACCUGUAGAAAAGCCUGCAGAGUAAUGGCAGCGCCGCUUGCUUACUGUUGCACGGUGGUUUUUGUCAGCGUGCAGACAGAGAGCCUAUUUGUUUGCCAAGACACUGACAUAUGUAGUUUCUUCACCCCAACAAGCCUCUGAGAUUCAGGUUUCUGUUGAAGAAUGACCUAUUAAUGAACCAUCAACUCUAACCAUAGAGAACAAAAAAACAAGCUGACACCAUCACAUUUUUAAGCACAGCGAGCUUCAGACUUCAGUGCCUGAGAAAUCAUUUUACCACUCAAGCUUGGAGUGGGGAACAACAGCAGCAUGGCAAAACUGACUCUCCUGUUUUUGCUUCUUUUGUUGGCAGGCCAAGUACCAGCCCUGACAGCGACCCAAGAGGGACUGAGGGUCAGACAGAACCCUCCCUCGGUCAAUGUGAUGCGGGGUGAAACGGCAACCCUGUCCUGUCAUUUCAAAGUCGAAUCCCUCAAGUACGGGGUUCAGUGGUUCAAAAUGAAGGCAGAAAAGCAGCUCAUCCCAAAGUCAUCCAGGCAGAUUGUUGUGGAGAAGAAUCAAACCUCCACUCUGGUGAUUACUGAGGUAGCACUGGAGGAUUCUGGGUGGUAUUACUGCGAGGUGAACGUCCUGCAGAAAGAGCCAGAGUGGGGCAAUGGCACCGAGCUUGUCGUCUUGGCACCACCAUCUGUACCCAAAAUUUACCUCCAGAUUCCCUCAGACCCACAGACUGGUCAGUGGGCUCUCCUCUGUUUCACUGGAGGAUUCCACCCCAGUGAGCUCACCCUCACCUUGACCUACCAGGGCGCAGCAUCCGAUAUCGAUCAUCUGUCAGUCACCAAUUGUACCCUUCCUGCAAUCAGCUCUCAUGGUAACCUGUCUGAAUACUGGGCUGAUGGAGCCCUGCUGUUCUCAGAUUGGUUAGUGAACUCCAUGCCUCUGAGACAGCCAAAGUGUGUCCAGAUGAUGGACAACCACAGCCGAGAAGUGUACCUCUUCAGUGUGUUUUUACUCCCACUGAAACAGUCUUUGGACACAGGAAUCACCUUCACAUGUGGGGUGCAGGACCACCCUGCCAUGAGCAUGGCUCUGACUGCCUCUUUCACUUGGGAUGCCUCCCCUAAUGAGCUGAUUGCACAUCUGAAUAUUUUCAAGAUGUGUUUCCUCUCUGCAGUGACAGUUGUGUUUUUAGUGGAAGCAGGCAAAUAUUUCUUUGUGCAGGAAAAAUGAUGUCAGCAAUGAAACACAAAAUGAAAUGGGAGAAAAAAACACAAAAGGACUGCCGGGUGUUCAGUGUGACUCUUCUCAGCAGACCGACCUUGACAAACAACAUCACACAAAUCAAGUUGAGAGACAAUGAAGGAAAAAUGAGAAUUCAUUCUGACACAGUUAAUUCUGCGAUAUGAGUAAAUGUUGUGUAUAACUCCUACUCUCUCUCAUAUUUGAAAGUUUCAACCAUUUUAACCCUUCUGUUUUAUAUUAUGCUUGGCUUUCACACACUGUACUGUAUAUCCUCUAAACAUUGAUGUAAUGCCGAUUUCUCCCUGCACAUCAAAGCCGUUAAUCUUUAUAACUCUUGCGCUGUUGCGUGCUGACUAGCGUGUUUUUGGAUUUGCUCAUUGUGUCAGUGCUUGGUAGUCUGCACAUCUUAGUCAUUUACUCGGGUCUGUGUGUCAAAAUGAAUGCUUCAUGCCUGAUCCACCUGUCAAACAGAUACAGUGAUCAGCUCAACCUCCGCACAGGCCUAAUUCUCACAAAACAGG
This is a messenger RNA of Micropterus salmoides (largemouth bass), 2121 nucleotides long. RefSeq names its product tyrosine-protein phosphatase non-receptor type substrate 1-like. Bases 668 to 1588 code for a protein of 306 amino acids. NCBI's taxonomy places the organism in Eukaryota, Metazoa, Chordata, Actinopteri, Centrarchiformes, Centrarchidae. The record is from RefSeq and is a predicted model, not a curated record. Gene Ontology annotation, cellular component: plasma membrane. The transcript is spliced from 6 exons.